AUGAGAGAUUCGACCCAUUUUUUUAUUCCUAGAAAUCGACCAGUAGUAAUUUCAAAUGCAUCUGUUUACAAUAGGAAAUCUUUAGAUACAAAUUCCAAAAUCCCAUUAGUUAAUUCCCUGAAUCACCUAACAUAUUUGAUUUCAAAUUCUCCAAAAGUCCGUGAAACUGUAGCUAAUGAUGGAGCUUUGAAAAGAUUGAUUUCUAUUUUGAGAAACUGUCAUUUUUCUGUACAUGAAACAAUGGAUGAAAGAAAUGACAGAAUUAAUAGACACACUAUGGCCCGUGAAACAUGGCAAAGAAGACAACACGUGUUACUGGCAUGGGAAUGGACUUUAGCUUUCCAAUGUCUUGUCUUAACGGGGACAAGAGGUUCUGAAGAAACUAGGCAGAAAGUUGUUGAAGCUGGAAUUUUACCUUUAUUAGCUACCGUAUUGGAUAAUUAUCUAAUAUAUCACAUGCAUUAUGAUUUCGUUAAAAAAGAGUAUUUAUCAGUUCAUUUUGUUACUCUUGAGACUGAGUUAAUAUAUGACCGAAUAAAAAGAAUAAAAUUCGGCACUUAUAAUAAAACUUAUGAAGAAUAUGUCCAAUACUUGUUUGGCAAUGAUAUUUUUAAUGGGAUAGAGCAUGAACAGAACCUUUUUGAUGAAGACUUUUUAUCCAGUACGAUGACACAACCUUCUGAUUUUGGUGAAGUAUGGCAGGACCCAACAGUUGAUGACCAAACCUGGAAUGAAGAAAACACUUUCCUUGACCUUCCAACUUCUUAUGAACCUGUCUCUAUAAAAUUUCCCAGACGGUUCUAUUUGGGGAAAAUAGUGCCUACCCAUGACGAUCUUGUGUGGUCACUACAACUUCUGGCCUUCAUCUCAAAAUAUCCCUAUAUGAAGUCAAAACUACAAAAAUGUGAACUUAUACCAUCUUUAUCGUUCAGACCUAUACUAGAAAGAGGCCAAUAUCUAUUGAACGGAAUGGAUGCAGAAGAUGUAGACGUUCCAGUCUUUCAUAAAAAUUGUACCAGCAAGACAGGUGAACCAUUCCUACAUGUAGCUAAAAGUUCUACGAUGAAAGAUUCAUUUACUAUAGAAUUGGAGGCAAUUGCUUCCAAAUGUAAUGACUUAAGAUUGAAGAAAAUGGAAUUACGAGACCCAUAUGAACGCCUGAAUGUGACACUGCCAAAAGUAAAAGAUAACAAAAGACGAACUAAAGCGCAACGGUUGACUGAACAUUUUAAUUCCAACUCGUCUUAUAACGCUAUGUCGGAAGAGUUGACCGACAACACCUGGCAACAUAUUAUUUCAAAAAAUUAUUUGAAUAUAUUCCAAUUAGUGGAGCGAUUUACCUCUAGCAAUGGCCAAAAAACAAACCCUCGCGAAUUUGUCUAUUGGAGUUCAGUAAUUAUGAGGAAUUCAUGUAGGAAAAAUGAGACAGGUGUACGGCAAUGUGCUAAUGUCUCCUGUGGUAAGUGGGAAGAGUAUCCUAAGCAAUUUUCAAAAUGCCAUCGUUGUAGGAGAACAAAAUAUUGUUCCAAACAAUGUCAGGUCAAUUCCUGGGAGUAUCAUAGGUAUUGGUGUCACCCAGCUAAUUCGACCUCUUCACACUCAAGUUCUACUACGUCAAUUACAGAGAAUCAAUCACAAAUAUCCACAGGAAAUGCAAUUAACACUAAUGUAUCAACCUUGGAAGGUCCAACUGCUUCCGACAAUUCAGUAAUGUGGGAGAGUGGUGAUGGGCCUCUAAUAACUGCGACUAAUGAAGAUACUAUGGUGGAAUUAAAUGAUAGUGGAUUAAGGGAAGAAGGAGAUGGCGUUUCGGCGGACGAUUAUUAA
Naumovozyma dairenensis CBS 421 is the source of this 1827-nucleotide messenger RNA. It is a transcript of the gene MUB1, whose product is annotated as MYND-type zinc finger protein MUB1. Gene Ontology annotation, biological process: ubiquitin-dependent protein catabolic process; establishment or maintenance of cell polarity. The record is from RefSeq and is a predicted model, not a curated record. NCBI's taxonomy places the organism in Eukaryota, Fungi, Ascomycota, Saccharomycetes, Saccharomycetales, Saccharomycetaceae. The coding region runs from base 1 to 1827 and encodes 608 amino acids. Gene Ontology annotation, cellular component: MUB1-RAD6-UBR2 ubiquitin ligase complex. The transcript has a single exon.